This is a messenger RNA of Onychostoma macrolepis, 573 nucleotides long. RefSeq names its product ribonuclease H-like. Gene Ontology annotation, biological process: DNA replication, removal of RNA primer. The transcript has a single exon. Gene Ontology annotation, molecular function: RNA-DNA hybrid ribonuclease activity; nucleic acid binding. Bases 1 to 573 code for a protein of 190 amino acids. NCBI's taxonomy places the organism in Eukaryota, Metazoa, Chordata, Actinopteri, Cypriniformes, Cyprinidae. The record is from RefSeq and is a predicted model, not a curated record.
AUGCCCACAGCAUAUGUCGAUGGCUGCUCCUACAAUCACAAGGGCAAUUUAAAAGCUGGAGCGGGUGUGGUCUGGCUCAACAACGACCCUUGCCCACCACAACAAUUCAACUUAGGCCCUCAGUUGUCACAAUAUGCGGAAAUAGCGGCCAUCCUCAUCACCCUACAACUGGCUGCAUCCCACAACAUCAAAGAACUCCUCAUCUGUACCGACUCAAACUACGCCCGUCUAAGCUUCACCUGCCAUUUAGCUGGAUGGAAACAGAAUGGAUUCAAGACAGCUAACAACAAGCCUGUCAAGCAUCAGGAACUCUUCCAAGCAGGCGAUGCCAUUGUCUCCGAACACGACAUGAUCGUUUAUAGGAAAAAGGUUCAAGAACAUUCACGUCAACCAGGACAAGACAAAGACUUCAACGACCAAACUGAUGCCCUCGCCAAAGCAGGUGCAGUACAUGGAGAGUCCUGGACAUUUGAUGCCCUCCCACCCAACCCAUCAGUGGCAGCCGUAACCCGCCUCCAGCACGCCACUGGGAAGUGUGGAAACUCCUUGGUAUACAGGCCAAGCUCCAUAUAA